UAUAUAAAGGCUGAAGAGCUCACUUCUCACGCUCUGCUUUUCCAGCAGCCAAGUACAAACUUGCUUUACAUAACAAAGUGUAGAUUAGGACCGAUUAGAGAGCCAUCUCCUCAAGGUAGGGCAUUCCUGGGCAAGACAAGCCCGAUCCAAAGCACCUUAGACAUCCCAUUGGCACUCGCACUCUGCUAUCUCAACUCGUCACUGAUAGGGAACCAUAUAUGGGGGGCAGCCCGCUCGCGCUUUCUUGGCGAUAAGGAGCCACCAAUUACAAUUUGGGAAGGGAGACUCUCUCCAGAGAGGCUCUCCCUAUAAAUGCAGCCCGCACUCGCCUGCGACGGGCAAAUCCGAAAUCGGCAGCAAGCAAGAGACACCUGAACAAUAGAACACGGCAAACGCGGGCCGAAUAAAGUGAAUUCCAUGCCAAAGCGAAACGGAAUACAAGUGAAGUGCUAUCGAUACGCCAGAACAAGGGCGAAAAGCUAAAGCAGUCGCGACAUCGAAUCCCCAAGCGAGUCGCGCCUCCACAUCCAAGACCCAAGAACCGUCAAAAUUACUUACUACUACUCGACAAAUUCGUGCGGCGCGUGCAACCAGAGCGAGGACAUCAUGCUCUUAUCCUACCGAUGCAUCUACUCGGUGCUGCUGUCCACCAUAGCCAGCAUUAUGGUGGUGCUCAGCUCUGCAUCCUCCGGCUCCAUGCAGCUGCCCACCGUGCGCAAGUGCGGCGGUGGCGGCACCACGGGAGCAGCCCACACUAUGGCCAUGAAUUUGGCGGCCUACGGACUGCUGGAGAACCGGAUAAGUACUCUGGAAGCACCGCGACAAACGCACUGGACGAAAAAGUUCCUGGCCAAGCAGGAGGCGACUCCCCACUCGGCGCCGUACGUGGUCAGCAUCCAGAUGAUGACACCCGAUCAGGGCCUGGUCCACUACUGUGCCGGCACCAUCAUCAACGAGCACUGGAUCCUCACGGCCGCCCACUGCCUCAGCUCACCGCAGGCGGUGGAGAACUCGGUCAUUGUGGCGGGCAGCCAUGACAUACACGAUCAGAAGGGCGAGGCGAGCAACAUCCAAAUGCGACACAUCGACUACUACGUGCGCCACGAGCUCUAUCUCGGCGGAGUGAAUCCCUACGACAUCGCGCUCAUCUACACCAAGGAGCCCCUAGCGUUUGAUACCUAUGUCCAGCCAGCAACGUUGCCAGAGCAGGAUGCCCACCCCGAGGGCUACGGAACUCUGUACGGCUGGGGCAAUGUCUCGAUGACUGCGGUGCCCAACUAUCCACACCGCCUGCAGGAGGCCAACAUGCCUAUCCUGGACAUGGAGCUCUGCGAACAGAUCCUCGCCCGCUCCGGACUCCAGCUGCACGAGACCAACCUGUGCACUGGACCGCUGACAGGAGGCGUUAGCAUCUGCACCGCCGACUCCGGCGGACCUCUGAUCCAGCAGUGCUGCGAGGAGCACUUCGAGCAGGCCAACAUCGUCAUCGGCAUCGUGUCCUGGGGCAAGAUGCCUUGCGGCCAGAAGAACGCGCCCUCGGUCUUUGUCCGCGUCUCCGCCUUUACGGAGUGGAUCAACCAGGUCAUCAGCACGGCCACCCAGAUCUUGUAAGAUGAUCAUCGGAAAGAUACUGUGCAACUUGGGCAGAUCCUCCCAUGAAUUAGCGCUCGAAUGUGAAGAUAUCGAAAAACGAAAUAUACACAACAAAAAAAAAACACAAAAGAUCGAAAAACCCAAAGAAUAAUGUAGAUUCUCUAGACAAUCUCACUAGACAAAUAAGAUAAACAAAUAUAGAGUUAUAUACUGCCCCCAUUCUAGUAAUUUAAGACAUAGGCUAAGGCUCCAAAAACAUGAAUAAAUUUGUUAAUACUUAAAUAGAACAAA
Molecule: messenger RNA, 1884 nt
Organism: Drosophila yakuba
Lineage: Eukaryota; Metazoa; Arthropoda; Insecta; Diptera; Drosophilidae
Product: lectizyme
Exons: 1
Coding region: 607-1611 (334 amino acids)
Biological process (GO): proteolysis
Molecular function (GO): serine-type endopeptidase activity
Source: RefSeq, a predicted model, not a curated record